AUGCUCGAGAGGCUCGAGCACCAACUCACUGCUGUCCGUGAUGAUGCAGAAAUGGAAUUGCCUGCCGUCAUUCGCAUCGCUGCACAAGCGAGUCUUCUAGUGGUUGGAAAGUACUAUGCUUUGACUGACGAUACAGAUGUGUACCGAAUUGCCAUUGUCAUGUGCCCGGACAAGAAGCUCGAAUGGUUUAACAAGAACCCUGACUGGCGUUCAGAGGAUCGCGCGGAAGCGGCCCGCAUUUUACAAGCACGUUGGACUGAGGCAUAUGCAGGGGCAUCAUUUGGCCAAUCCAGCCGUGCAUCGACUGUCACGCACGCCGCGCCCUCACAGAAGAGGGGGAAGUGGGCUAGCUCCUUCCGCGAUGAUGCAUCAACUAGCAGUCAUCCUAUUGACAGUAUUGAGGCUUAUCUGGAGUCACCCCUCGUUUCGAGUGACGACAUCAGACUAGCAGGGGGUGUAUUGGGAUACUGGGCUCAAGCUUCUCACGCUCGCCCUCGACUUGCUCAAAUGGCACUCGACUACUUAACUGCUCCAGCCGAGUCAGCAUCAUCCGUGGAUGCUGAGCGAGCAUUUUCUGGGGGACGACUGACUGUCAACCACCUUCAACACCAGAUGUCAUCUCAGACAUUCAAAGCUCAGGUCGCGGUCGGCUCAUGGGUAGGCACUCCGUUAUUGCCGGACGUGAAGGCAUGUGCGGAGUUCAUCGAGACGAAAAAAAGGCCUGCAGGGGAUAAGGGAAAAGCGCGGGAAGUUGUUGCGGUUGAGUAG
This is a messenger RNA of Sparassis crispa, 768 nucleotides long. RefSeq lists its product as hypothetical. Lineage: Eukaryota; Fungi; Basidiomycota; Agaricomycetes; Polyporales; Sparassidaceae. Gene Ontology annotation, molecular function: protein dimerization activity. The transcript has 4 exons. The record is from RefSeq and is a predicted model, not a curated record. The coding region runs from base 1 to 768 and encodes 255 amino acids.